Molecule: messenger RNA, 939 nt
Organism: Sphaerulina musiva SO2202
Lineage: Eukaryota; Fungi; Ascomycota; Dothideomycetes; Mycosphaerellales; Mycosphaerellaceae
Product: citrinin biosynthesis oxydoreductase CtnB
Exons: 2
Coding region: 1-939 (312 amino acids)
Biological process (GO): secondary metabolite biosynthetic process
Cellular component (GO): nucleus; cytoplasm
Source: RefSeq, a predicted model, not a curated record
AUGGCUACCAAGUAUAAGAAGAGACUCGUCAUGGACAUCACGGCGACCAUCACAGCAUCCAGAAUCAGUUCAACAACAGUGUCCACCAGUUACAGUCCGGCUCCAGUGCCAUUGCUACAGUAUCAGCACCGCCAGUCGACGGAGCCGAGCUACAGACCCAAGUACGAAGCGGAUCAACACCUGCCUCGCAUCCUCAUGUUUCAUGGCGGUGGCACGAAUUCUCGCAUCUUUCGAGCACAAACGCGUGUGGUACGCAGGCUACUACGACCAUACUUCCGCUUCGUCUUCGUAGAGGCACCUUAUGUCUCUCACCCUGGCCCCGAUGUGGUGAAAGUGUUCGAAGGCAUGGGUCCUUUCAAGGGUUGGCUACGAUGGCGAGACGACGACUGCUAUCGAGGACACGUCGAAGCCACACAACGAAUACACGAUGCCAUCGAAGCCGCAAUGGUUGAAGACGACAUGCGAGGCGGUGAUGGGGAAUGGGUGGGCUUGAUGGGCUUCAGCCAGGGUGCCAAGCUCGCCGCCUCUCUACUCUACACACAACAAUAUCAACAGGAAGUGCUCGGCAAGCCUUCAUCAUGGCCGCGGUUCAGAUUUGGAAUCCUAUUGCAGGGGCGAGCACCGCUGGUAUGGCUCGACACCGAGGAAGAAAUGCCCACAGGAUUGGUGGACGCGGCGGCGUUGAGCACAGCACAAUUCAACAAGUUGGCGCCUAUUCCGCUCGGAAGGAGACUGCAUAUCCCAACACUACAUGUGCAUGGACUACAGGAUCCAGGGCUCCAGUACCACAGAAGCUUGUUACACAGAAACUGUGACCCAAAGACUACGGGACUGCUGGAGUUGGAUGUGGGACAUCGAGUGCCCAUCAAGCCGAUGGACUGCACAGCCUUGAAAGAAGAGAUUCUUGCGAUAGCUAGAAAGACCAAUGCAAUACUAUGA